CUGCCCCGACACGCACCCGGCGCGGGGGCGACGGGUCCCGGCGGGUGUCGGAGCUGCCGAUGGAGCCGCGGUGGCAGUACCAGUUCCGGGUGAUCAUGCUGGGGGACUCCACGGUGGGGAAGUCCUCGCUGCUGCGGCGGUACACCGAGGGCGUCUUCCUGGACGCCGUCAACCAGACGGUGGGGGUGGACUUCUACGUCCAGUUCGUGGAGCUGGAGCCGGGGCUGCGGGUGAAGCUGCAGUUCUGGGAUACGGCCGGGCAGGAGCGGUUCAGAUCCGUCACUCGCUCCUACUACCGCAACUCGGCCGGGGGGAUGCUGCUCUUCGACCUCACCAACCGCGCGUCCUUCGAGAGCGUCCGGCAGUGGCACCGGGAGGUGACGGACACGGUCCGGCCAUCCGGCAUCGUCUUCUUGCUGGUGGGGCACAAGAGCGACCUGGCGGGGCAGCGGCGGGUGGGCAGGAAGGAGGCCGAGAAGCUGGCAGCCUCGCUGGGGGUGCGGUACGUCGAAACCUCGGCCAAGGACGCCAGCAACGUGGCCCAGGCUUUCCAGAUGCUGACGGCGGCCAUCUACCAGGCGCUGCAAACGGGGCGGCUGGCGCCCACCGAGGCGUGGGACGGGGUGAAGAGCAGCGUCCCGCUGCCGGCGCCGCCGCGCGAGGCUCGGCGGCCGGAGAAGGAGGAGAAGAGGCAGAGAUGCUCGUGCUAGAGCUGGGGACGCCGGGGACACGGCGGUGCACGGGAGCUGAGGCGGCGAGCGAGCGGCCGGGGUGCAGGAAGGGGCAGCGAGCGACGGCCGGGGCGCAUUAAACAUCCCCCCCCUCC
This is a messenger RNA of Tyto alba (common barn owl), 826 nucleotides long. RefSeq names its product ras-related protein Rab-39B-like. The record is from RefSeq and is a predicted model, not a curated record. Gene Ontology annotation, molecular function: GTP binding; GTPase activity. Lineage: Eukaryota; Metazoa; Chordata; Aves; Strigiformes; Tytonidae. The coding region runs from base 60 to 710 and encodes 216 amino acids. The transcript has 2 exons.